AUGUCUCUCUUCAGGUCUUUGCAAAACUCUCCAGCUACUAUCUCGAUUUUCCACAAUGCCCGAGUUCCGGCCCUGGCUAGGUUGUUUGCUUUCUUGGAGAAAGCAUACUAUCAAUUGAACGAUGAUAAGAACCUUUUCCAGCUCGAUAUGAACGCCAAACAAAUGCCCACUUACGACCAGUUCAAGUCUAUUUAUACCAACUGUGUUCGUGGUGAUCGCUGCAAAACCGUGUUGAAAGAGUGCUUCCCGUUGCUCAACGACAAAUUCAUCAAAUCAGACCAAGGCCUGGUUACCGUGAAGAGCCUCGGCAUUUCUCACGAUAGAGGGUUCAAGAUCUUUUCUCAAAACGAGUACGACCAUAUUCAUGAGGCCUUUGACAAUCUCAUCAACCAGGAGAACCCGGAGAUCGACCCUAACGAGCUCUUCCAGCCUCCAUUGCUCAUUGACUGGGACCAGAACUUGAUUGCCAAUGACAUGGACGGCUUGGAGUUGAUAUUGGCCAAGUACAAGGAGGCAGCCAAGGAGAAGUCCUAA
Messenger RNA from Candidozyma auris, 534 nucleotides. Its product is annotated as FMP46 family protein. Gene Ontology annotation, cellular component: mitochondrion. NCBI's taxonomy places the organism in Eukaryota, Fungi, Ascomycota, Pichiomycetes, Serinales, Metschnikowiaceae. The transcript has a single exon. Gene Ontology annotation, molecular function: oxidoreductase activity. Bases 1 to 534 code for a protein of 177 amino acids. The record is from RefSeq and is a predicted model, not a curated record.